AUGGCUUCCACAAGCUCUGUGGUCGGACGCACUUUCACCCUCCACUGUGCGCGCCGUGACCACCCUUCUCCGCCGAACUCUCAACUUACCAAGCUCUCGCCGGCGGUAAUUCCGGGAAGGAGGCAACUUCUGUUGCUCACGACGGCGACGACGGCGUUCAAGGCCGUGGAAUUGCCGUCUAGAGCGGACGACAUUGGACUGUUCGGACUGAGGAAGAAGCUGAAGAAGGCGGAGGAACAGGCUGAGGAACUAGUCAAGGAGAGUUUCGAGGCGGCUGAUAAGGGAAUCGAAGCUGCGGGGAAAGGAAUCGAAGCGGCGGAGAAAGGGUUGGAGACGGCCGAGAAAGGAUUAGAGGCGGCGGAGAAAGAGAUUGAAGAGACGGUGAGUUUUGGAGCGCUUGCUCAGGCGGGAGCGGUGGCCGGAGCUGAAUUCGUAGGGGUUCUGGUUGCCACUUCCAUUGUGAAUGGGAUUUUAGGGCCGGAAGCUCAGAAAUCUUGA
Messenger RNA from Oldenlandia corymbosa var. corymbosa, 498 nucleotides. The record is from the annotation of a GenBank genome assembly. NCBI's taxonomy places the organism in Eukaryota, Viridiplantae, Streptophyta, Magnoliopsida, Gentianales, Rubiaceae.